AUGAUGCAAUACAAGUGUAAAAUUGAACAACCGCAUAUACAAAAUAGCCCGAUACACUGCUUUGCGGUAGAGAGAUUCUUUCGACGGUGCAAAGACAAAAACGGUACAUUUACGGUUGAAACAACAACCUGGGAAGAUAAAAAGCAAGAAAAAUCACCUUCAAAAGGAGCCGACGGAGGGGCGCCAGCAAAGCCAUAUCAAUGGUCACCAAAUUGGCAGGAUGCUGAUACAAGGUAG
Molecule: messenger RNA, 237 nt
Organism: [Torrubiella] hemipterigena
Lineage: Eukaryota; Fungi; Ascomycota; Sordariomycetes; Hypocreales; Clavicipitaceae
Source: the annotation of a GenBank genome assembly